Messenger RNA from Exaiptasia diaphana, 430 nucleotides. RefSeq names its product histone H4. Gene Ontology annotation, cellular component: nucleosome. The record is from RefSeq and is a predicted model, not a curated record. The coding region runs from base 16 to 327 and encodes 103 amino acids. Gene Ontology annotation, molecular function: structural constituent of chromatin; protein heterodimerization activity; DNA binding. Lineage: Eukaryota; Metazoa; Cnidaria; Anthozoa; Actiniaria; Aiptasiidae. The transcript has a single exon. Gene Ontology annotation, biological process: nucleosome assembly.
UCUUUAUAUCUGAACAUGACUGGAAGAGGUAAAGGAGGAAAAGGUCUAGGAAAAGGAGGCGCCAAGCGUCAYCGUAARAUCCUYCGKGAYAACAUCCARGGWAUUACCAARCCCGCYAUCCGUCGUCUUGCUCGUCGUGGUGGAGUCAAGCGWAUCUCUGGCUUGAUCUACGAAGAAACCCGUGGCGUCCUCAAAGUAUUCCUUGAGAAUGUGAUCCGUGAUGCUGUSACSUACACCGAGCACGCCAAGAGAAAGACUGUMACUGCCAUGGACGUCGUGUAUGCCUUGAAACGCCAAGGACGGACUCUUUACGGAUUUGGCGGUUAGACRACUUGAUCAUCACACAAUCAAAACAACGGCUCUUUUAGGAGCCAACAAUUUAAGCAAAAGUCAUGACAGUGCAAUGAAUUAUAAGCCAUUCAAAUGCCAC